CUGUCAAGUGAAAAAGUAAAUGAGCAUGAAAUCUAUCUUCUUGAAAAUGGUGAGGAUUGUUUGAUAUAUAUCGGAAGCACUGCGGAUCCUGAUACAAUGAGGAAACUGUUUGGCAUUUCUUCUGUUGAUGAAAUUCCCAGUCAGUUUGUAAUGCAGCAAUAUGAUAAUCCUUUAUCCAAGAAGCUAAAUGAAGUCAUAAACGAGAUUCGGAGCCAAAGAUGCAACUACCUGCGCUUAAAAUUAUGUAGGAAAGGAGACCCAUCAGGAGCUCUGUUUUUCUCAUAUAUUGUGGAAGACAAGUCUCCAGGUGGCCUCUCCUAUGUAGAGUUCUUAGUACAUGUUCUUCGACAAAUUCAAAGCAAAAUGACAUGAUCCACAGGUUGUGAUGAUGGUCAAGUCAUUCUUUUUGUCGAA
Messenger RNA from Helianthus annuus (common sunflower), 414 nucleotides. RefSeq names its product protein transport protein Sec24-like At4g32640. The coding region runs from base 97 to 372 and encodes 91 amino acids. The transcript has 4 exons. Lineage: Eukaryota; Viridiplantae; Streptophyta; Magnoliopsida; Asterales; Asteraceae. Gene Ontology annotation, cellular component: COPII vesicle coat; endoplasmic reticulum exit site. The record is from RefSeq and is a predicted model, not a curated record. Gene Ontology annotation, biological process: COPII-coated vesicle cargo loading. Gene Ontology annotation, molecular function: zinc ion binding; SNARE binding.